CAUUGCAUGGGAAGGAUCACAUUACCUAUCGAUAAGUUAGCGAAAUUUAAAGAUCAACUAAGAUGCAAUAAUGAAAUUUUAUUGGAAUUAUAAUUAGACCUAGAGAUACAAAGAGAUAGAAACACAUUUAUAUUAAAAGUAUAUUUUAUGGUAGCACAUGUUUUGCAACAGUUGAUUUGAUAUCUGACAGUUUCCACAACACGUUUCCUAACCUAUCAUAUACAGUAGAGUGUGGAACAAAAAUAUUUGUCUUUGUCAAAGUUUUAAAGUAUAACAUGCAUGGGAUUUGUCUCGUAUGUUUUAGAGCAAAAUGACAUAAUAAAACUUUAUGGUAUACUAUGCAAAUACAGUAGUAUAUCAAGCACCAAGACAAAAAUCAUUUAAUAUCAUAUCAAGUUAGAAGAGUAAUAAACAUGAGCAUAGGAAACAAAGUAGCCCAGAGAUUGCUCUUAUCAUAUUGCUCUUUCACUUGCAUUUAUUUCCCUGGCAUUCUGAUAUUACUCAAGUUGAACGAUAACUUGUACAAUGUGGGCAAGUACAAGUUUAUUCCAGUAUUAUUGAUACUUCUGUUUGCAGAAGUUAUGAAACUUCUUUUUCCCAUGUUUCACAAUGAAUCGGCUAUAAUAGGUAAAAGUGACUUAAGGACAUCUUCAAAAUCUAGGAGAUCUUGGUCUAGACAUUUGAGGGAAAUCUUUAAAUUUUUAUUAGUUGCAUUCCUUUUGUCUGUUGUGUUUUAUAUUAUAAUUAUACUGUUUGGUGCACCCGUAUUCAUGCAUCAUGAGGAAACUACUAUGCUCACAGUUACACUGACUACUCUUACAUUUGUUCCUGCUAGUCUUCAUUUAGGAGUAGAUGGUGCAUUAGAAAUCAUAACAGGAGUACAGUCUCAAAAGGAAAAUGUUUUGGUGAAUGCUAUGAAGACCAACAUACAAGCAACCUUUCUGGGCACUUGGUUAGGUGCUAUUGUAAUUCCAUUAGAUUGGGACCGUCCAUGGCAAGCUUGGCCAAUCCCCUGUGUAAUGGGGGCUUUACUUGGCUAUAUGAUUGCACAUUUUAUUACUCUUGUAAAGACUAUGUUACCUCUAUUAAGAUUAGGCAAGAAAAUUCAUAGAUGAAUAAUUCUAAAUUAUCUAAAUAGUAUGGUAAAUAUAAUAGUUUGUACAAGAACAAGUGCAUUUAGAUAUUAAAAUACCAUUCAAGUAAUCAAUCUUUUGUUUUGGAAUACUAAAUUUAGAAAUAAUAAAAAGAUGAGAACAAAAUGGUUAUGAAA
Molecule: messenger RNA, 1270 nt
Organism: Megalopta genalis
Lineage: Eukaryota; Metazoa; Arthropoda; Insecta; Hymenoptera; Halictidae
Gene: PIG-F
Product: phosphatidylinositol glycan anchor biosynthesis class F
Biological process (GO): GPI anchor biosynthetic process
Cellular component (GO): endoplasmic reticulum membrane
Source: RefSeq, a predicted model, not a curated record